UUGCUUAUCUUCCAGAGAUUCUAAUAUCAGGAAUUUGUAAAGGUGGACUAAUUAGAGAAGUUUCCAUGCCAUCCUGCAGAAAAGUGAUGUGCUCUUGACGGCAUCUAAACAUAUUUCAGAUUAGUUAUCCCUUUCUGCGAGUCAUCAGAAAGCAGUGCAAAUUUGGUUGGCGAAGUUCUCCUUUUCAGUCAUAAUCUGGAUGUAUCAGUAGCUGAUUUCCAUGGACGGGCAUUCCGUUUAAGUACCCUGCCAUAAAUCAGAACAGGAAAUGUCCAAGUUAGUAUGGUCUGGAAUGUGUCUUGCUACUCGUUUUUUUUUUGUAAUAUGCGCAACCAUAACAAUUCCCUAAAGGAUAAAAGGCAUGGUAGGAUUGACAGAAAUUUUGAUUGACAUGUUUGUGGUGCUCCAUGAGCAUCUGCAACUAUGUGCAAAGCGGAGGUCCCUCCUGGUUGGGAAAAGCUGCCAUGGGCUAGCCAUUCAUUUUGGUCUGGUAACAGAUACUCUAACAUGCAAUAUUCUAAUCAACUUGUACACGAAAUGUGGUCGGAAUGAUUGUGCUCGUCAUGUUUUUGAUGGAAUGCUUGCCAGAAGCAUAGUCUCAUGGAAUACCAUGAUUGCUGGAUAUACUCAGAGUGGAGAGGAUGUACAAGCUCUGAAGCUUUUUCAAAGGAUGCACCGAGAAGGGAGACAACUGACUGAAUUUACUUUAUCCAGCACAAUCUGUGCAUGCGCUGCAAAAUAUGCUAUCAAUGAAUGCAAACAAUUACACACUAUUGCAUUCAAGCUUGCAUUGGACUCAAACAGCUUUGUUGGGACAGCAAUUCUAGAUGUUUAUGCAAAAUGUAAUAUGAUUAAGGAUGCCUGCUGGGUUUUUGAGAAGAUGCCUGAUAAAACUUUAGUUACAUGGAGUUCAUUGUUCGCAGGAUAUGUGCAGAAUGGUCUUCACGAAGAAGCAUUAUGUUUAUUUCGGAAUGCCCAAAGGGAAGGAGUAAAAUUGACGGAAUUCACUCUUUCUGCUAUCAUUAGCGCAUGUGCAAGCUUAGCAUUGAAAAUUGAAGGGACACAACUGCAUGCAGUUAUUGUGAAAUGUGGUUUUCAUGGGAACUUCUUUGUGGCAGCAUCUCUUGUGGAUGUGUAUGCAAGGUGUGGCCAGAUUGAAAAAUCUUAUGCACUGUUUGCUUAUAUGGAACAGAAGAAUGUGGUCAUAUGGAAUGCAAUGAUUGCUGGUUUUUCGAGGCAUGCCCAUUCUUGGGAAGCUAUGAUCCUCUUUGAGAAAAUGCACCAGUUACGUAUUUUUCCAAACGAAGUUACCUAUCUCUCCAUGUUGUCACUGUGCAGUCAUGCAGGUUUAGUUGAAGAGGGUCGUCACUACUUUAACCUGCUAAUAUCUGAUCGGACUGUUGAACCUAAUGUCCUUCACUAUUCUUGUAUGGUUGAUGUUCUGGGUCGAUCUGGGAAGACUGAUGAGGCCUGGGAAUUGCUUCACAAAAUGCCAUUUGAGCCAACUGCUUCUAUGUGGGGAUCUUUGCUUGGGUCAUGCAGAAACUACAAUAAUAGUGACUUAGCCAGAAUAGCUGCCGAACAGCUUUUCCAACUUGAGCCUGACAAUGGAGGGAACCAUGUUUUGCUCUCAAAUGUAUAUGCUGCCAGCGGGAACUGGGAGAAUGUUCUGAUGGCAAGGAAAUAUUUGAAGGAUAGUGGUGCAAAGAAAGAAAUGGGCAGGAGUUGGAUUGAAGCAAAGGGCAAAAUCCAUGUCUUUGUUGUUGGAGAGAGAAAGCACCCAGCAAUCACUGAUAUCUACAAUAAGCUGGAGGAAAUUUAUCACGAUAUGAAAAAAAUUGCUCACAUAACCAAAAUAGAAUGUGAUCUGCAUGAUGUUCAUGACGACCAAAAAGAGGAUCUGCUUAAACAUCACAGUGAGAAGUUAGCACUUGCUUUUGGGUUAAUCAGCUUACCUCCUAAUAUACCAAUUAUAAUACACAAGAACCUUAGGAUAUGCGGGGACUGUCAUUCAUUCAUGAAGGUUGCAGCCCAUAUUACCAAACAUCUUUUCAUUGUCAGAGAUACCAAUAGAUUUCACCAUUUUAAGGAUGGCUCAUGUUCUUGCGGGGACUUUUGGUGAUGUAAGGCUGAAUUGGAGAAUGGUAGUCAUCUACCAGUGGUACUCUAUUCAUGUAGCAAAUUAUUGCCUGUCAGUAGUGGCACUGCAACACUAAAUGUCUUUGUCAGGACUGAUCUUGAUAGUUUUGCCAUUCAAGUCAAUAAUGUCAUGCUGCUGGCUCCAUUGAAUGUAAUAUCAACACUAUCGUCUGAUCUGUGCAUAAGAAAUGGAAGUGGAUGCAAGCCCUUCGUUAAUUGAAUAGACUGCGUCACCAACAAAGCUGUAUCUUGUACAUGACGAGCUACAUAUUUUUCCGUGGUCCAACAAAGAUAUACAUAGGAAGUGGAUGCAAGAUUUGUUCUUACAGAAAUAGAUAUGGGAUUCUUCUCACCUCAACACUUGCUUGAUUCAGUGCGUGAAGAAGUCUGCUAUGCCACUUACUUGGUACUACCAGUGUAAUUAUUGAGAACUGUACCAGCUGAUGCACAUUGUGGUUCCAGCUCCGAGUCCUUAUGAUCGAAUCUUUCUUGUCACGCUUUCCACUCCAACAGUGAUGAACCCUGGAAAGUGGUAUAUCUUGGUCUCCUUCCCCUAGCACUACUCCUGACAUAUUCAAUUUCUGGAACAGUUCAUUCCCUAUACUGUAUUUAUAUAUCUUGCAUUUGAACAUAAUUUGUACUAGCAAUUCGUGGCUACAAAAAAUGAGUAAAACCUACCACUGCAGGUUUCAAAUCCAAUUAUUCAUAUUUGUUUCAAUUCACCAUAGCAAAUGUUCUGUUAUAGCUUUAAUAUUGAAAACUAAGUUUCCCUGGAGCUUUGCUCAUAUGCUAGGACAACUAUACUUUUUUGUGAGCUUUCAGUUCACAAGUUAUAAUAAUCUGCCAUUCUAGGGUUUGCUCCAGCAUGACAAGGAGGAAAGCAGUUGAUAUUUUUGAAAUAACACCAACACACUGGUUCCCAUUUUAUUACCAAAUAACCCGAGGUUUCUUCUGUGCAGCACUAGAUAAAACUUGUUGUCUGAUACUUCCUCUACUUCUGACAAAUCUUGUCACUUCCGUUUCUGUUAACCAUAUCGUCUUACUGUCACAUCCUCCUGGUCAUGCUGGAGUCUGUUUUUGAUGCAUUUCCUCCAGAAUUGGCGAUGCCGACCUGUUUGCAGCUUUGGUUGGAGUUGCUCUUAGUUAGUCUAGAAUGUUGCUACUUUGAGGCAUACCCCAUCAAUAAUAUGUACAUCUUUUCAUCUCCUUGUACUACGGUAUAACAUAGCAAAGUAUCAAUAAUUCAAUACAGUGAAGAUGUCUGUCCUUGUUGUCGAAAAUAAGAUGCAUGUCCUUGUCAUUUGUCAUCCUUACGACUUACUACUUAGUAGAUGUGCAUGUUUUUUGCAUCGUGAUACAACCAGGCAGCUCUGGUUCCUGCAGAGUCCCCACUGGUCCACCAUCUGCGCAUGUUACAACUGUUUCUCAAGGAAAGUACUGUGUGUGUACAAAAGCUGGCGUCUAGAACCACUAGCAGGGCCCAUGGAAAAGGAAACAAGACAUAUGAUAGUGGACCAUUCAUCAGGUUAGCCAUUCUUUGUGGACCAUGCAUCAUGAACUUUGGACCAAGCAUCAUGAACUUCAGAAGGCAGCAGCUUCUUGAAGGAAAGAGAUCUUGUGCCUGAUGCCUGAUGGGUAUACCAUAGCAUUCUGUACGUCCAGUUUGAGUUGGCCCCUAACACGCCAAUUUUCUGGGUCAAGCCUUUGGUAGUCCUGUAGUCCAUUAUACAAGGGCGUAUGUUAUGCGUCCUCAUCUCAUAUGGUUGUCUAAUCUGCUGGUGGUUUCCAUUCCUCGCCUGCAAAUUUACAGUCAUUGGGUUGUCGUAUUCUUGGUUAUGGCUGUUUUGUCUCAGGCUCUUGGGAACCAACAUUUGUCUUACCAAAAUAACUU
Messenger RNA from Triticum urartu, 4030 nucleotides. The record is from RefSeq and is a predicted model, not a curated record. NCBI's taxonomy places the organism in Eukaryota, Viridiplantae, Streptophyta, Magnoliopsida, Poales, Poaceae.